Molecule: messenger RNA, 1826 nt
Organism: Ruditapes philippinarum (Manila clam)
Lineage: Eukaryota; Metazoa; Mollusca; Bivalvia; Venerida; Veneridae
Product: zinc finger protein 862-like
Exons: 8
Coding region: 12-1700 (562 amino acids)
Molecular function (GO): protein dimerization activity
Source: RefSeq, a predicted model, not a curated record
UCUUUUCAUUCAUGAUGGAUGGAACAACCGAUAUAUCUGGAGAUGAGCAAGAGGCUAUUUACGUAAGGACAUCCAGUCAAGGUGCAGUAACAGAGAGAUUUCUUAAUAUCGGUUCACCUAAAUCGACAAAAUCUGAAGAUCUUUUCGAGCAUGUUUUGGCAGUAUUCAAAGAAUGUAAUGUUGAUAAAGACAAACUAGUGGGUAUGGGCAGCGAUGGCGCCUCCAAUAUGACAGGAUCACGAUCCGGAUUGUCAACACUUUUGAGACAGCGUAUCAACCCUGAAAUAGUUAACGUACAUUGUAUGUGUCACAGACUUGAACUUGCUUUCCGUGAUACACUGAAAAAGUCAAAAUUGUAUGAUAAGUUGAUGACAUUGCUCAUUGGCAUACAUUAUUUUUACAAGAAAAGUUACAAAAACAAAAGUGCUCUCUUGAACGCCAUUGAAGCAGUAGGUAAAGGUGUGUUACCACCUAAAGUAACUGGAACCAGAUGGCUUCCACACCUAUGUAGGGGAAUAGGUGCUCUUUUGAAGACUUACAGAGCAUUAGAUGCCCAGUUAUCUACUGCAAGUCAUGAAAAUGCUAAAGCAGAAGGCCUCCUUAAACUGAUGUUAGAUAAACAUGUUCUGGCAUUUGCUAUUUUCUUACAGGAUGCAUUGGAUCAUGUCAUGACACUGUCCUUGAAGUUACAGAGAGAUGAUGUCACAUUGUCUGAUAGUCUGUGCUGGGUUGAAUCUACUUUAGAGUUACUUCAGGAAAAGAAGGGAAGGAAGUGUGAAAGCUUAUGUCAUCUACUGGAGACUGGAAUGUAUGAUGGGAUUAAGCUGAAAGGUGUAACACCAACAAUGACUUACACUGAUGACAUUCUCCAAGGUCUGUCAGAUGCUAUUAGUAACAGAUUUAUGACUGACCAGAAAAAUGUGCAAAAUGCCACAAAAAUACUUAACUUUGGAAACUGGCCAGCAGCAGGAACCCCAGAAUUACAAGAGUUUGGACAAGAAGAGGUAUUGAUGGUGUUUAGAAACUUUAAUGCCAGUAUUUGUAGAGUGACUGCAGACAUAACUGAAGAUAAUCUGGUUAACCAAUGGAGUCUUCUGAAGAAAAUUGUCACAAAAAAGUAUGGAGGGAAGAUGUCUUCUCUCUCUUGGAAGACUGUACUACAGGAAAACUGCGACUUUCAACAGAUAGCGCUUGUCAUAGAUGUAAUGUUAACCAUUCCCUCCACAAGUGUGAAGUGUGAAACAGCCUUCUCCCAACUGAAGCUUUUAAAAACCUGUAGACGGUCAAAGCUUGGGACUUCUGUUCUAAAUGACUUGAUGAUUGUCAAGUUACAAUCUCCAUCAAUAGCAAACUUUGACCCAGAAGAUGCUAUUGAAAAAUGGCUGGCUGCAUCAGUAAUGGGACGGCGUACAACUUAUAUCAGAAGGCCCAAAUCUACACGCGUCACUACCACAGUGGUCACUGACAGUGAGGCCCUCAGUGAGAAUAAUGCAACUGACACUGAAGAAAUUGUACCAGUACCCAGUUAUGAUAUAGAUACUGCAGAAGCAAGACCCUCCGUUUCCACUUACUCUAUUGACAUGCUGUGUGAUAAGGACUCUGAUUAUGAUGAUGAUGAUUUUGAUCAUGACUCAGAAUGUUUUGAUUUUCAGACAGAGUCAAUCAAUCUUGACAAAUUGAUGUUUUAUCUAAGGGAAUAAAAUGGCUUCAAAUCUUUAAAAGUUGUUAUGUCUUUAAAAAAAAACACAAAGGUAUUACCAUAUACUUAUAUUUGGAAAUUUUUUUCGGUAAGACAAAAGUUCUUUCGGUCAGACAAGAAUUGAAAG